This is a messenger RNA of Galeopterus variegatus (Sunda flying lemur), 576 nucleotides long. RefSeq names its product transmembrane protein 178B-like. The transcript has a single exon. Bases 19 to 576 code for a protein of 185 amino acids. Gene Ontology annotation, cellular component: membrane. Lineage: Eukaryota; Metazoa; Chordata; Mammalia; Dermoptera; Cynocephalidae. The record is from RefSeq and is a predicted model, not a curated record.
UAGCCGCGAAGCGGAGGCAUGGCUGCCGGAAGGUUACUGCUCUACACGGGCCUCUCGCUAGCGCUCUGCGCCCUCGGCAUGCUGGCCGUGGCCAUCUGCUCGGACCACUGGUACGAGACGGACGCCAGGAAGCACAGGGACAGGUGCAAGGCCUUCAACACCCGCCGGGUCGACCCUGGCUUCAUUUACAACAACAACAACAACUUGCCGCUCCGGGCCAGCCGUUCGCGCCUGGACCGCUGGGAGGGCAAACUCCUCCGGGCCCGCAAUCGCCGGCAGCUCUUCGCCAUGAGCCCCGCGGACGAGUGCAGCCGGCAGUACAACUCCACCAACAUGGGCCUCUGGAGGAAGUGCCACCGGCAGGGCUUCGACCCGGAGAUCGCCGCCCUCAUUCGGAAAGGUAAGCGCUGGGCGCGAGGCGUGGCGCUGCGGGGAGCCCGGGGCCUCUGCGCCCCGCAGCCUCUCGCCUCUCUCCGCCUGGCACAGGCUGUCGUAUCUCCUGGUCCCAGGCCAUCCGCUCCUACAGGCCUGGCCGAGCCUCGGAGUGGCCAGAGCUUGCCUCUCAACAGCUGGUAG